Molecule: messenger RNA, 873 nt
Organism: Carya illinoinensis
Lineage: Eukaryota; Viridiplantae; Streptophyta; Magnoliopsida; Fagales; Juglandaceae
Exons: 1
Coding region: 1-873 (290 amino acids)
Source: RefSeq, a predicted model, not a curated record
AUGGGGGCUUUCCGUGAAGCUUUAGAGGAGAAUGGCCUGUUUGACUUGGGUUGUAGAGGGAAUGGGUUCACCUGGUGUAAUCAACAUGCUGACUCUUCUUUCACUAGGGAGAGAUUAGACAGAGAAGUGGCAAAUGGUGUGUGGAUUUCAAAGUUUAAUUUGACUAUUGUGGAAAAUAUGGUAGCUAGAACUUCUGACCACAGCCCUAUGUUGUUAAAAAUGUUAGAAGGGACUCAAGGAGUUAGGAGGAGAGUGAGACUGUUUAAAUAUGAGGCAAAAUGGGCUAUGAUGGAGGGCUGUGAUCAGGUUGUAGAAGGGGUGUGGAGGGAGAGGGGAUCUGGCCUUCUUAUGCAGAGAAUUCAAAGGGUCCUAAUAACUUGUAGUGGAGCCUUAGUAAGAUGGAGUAAAAUGAAAGAAAAGGAGGAGGGCAAGACUCUUAAGGAAAGAACUGUUCAACUGGAGGAGCUGUACAGCAGGGAGGGGCCUCAGGAUGUAAGAAGGGUUAAGUUACUGAGGGAAGAAGUGGGUAGGUUGCUUGAACAAGAAAACUUAAAGUGGAAGCAAAGGGCAAAAAAGGAUUGGCUUCUAUUAAGAGAUGGAAACACGAAGUUCUUCCACGCUUGUGCUACACAGCAGAGGAGGAAGAAUGAGAUAAAGCAUGUGUGUGAUGAAGAUGGUAGGGAAAGGGUGGGGCAUGAGGAAGUAGCAUCGGUUUUCAAAAAAUAUUUUGAGACAGUGUAUAAAUCAAACAAUCCUUCAGAUGAAGUAAUCUCUGGCUGCUUGGAUUCUAUGUCCGGAAAGGUAUCUCCAUCAAUGAAUGAAAAGUUGAUGAGGGUUUUUUCAAAAGAGGAGAUCAAGGCAACAGUUUUCUAG